UGUCGCACUUGACAAAACAAAGGAUGAGCAGCUGGGUUGGUGCUUCGUCUUCUCCAUGGCUUCUCAGGACUUCGGCCAAAUUCUUCAAAUACCGACCACGUCCUCCUCCCCCGCUUCGCCUCCUCUGCCUCGCCCAAUCCAAUGACGUCCGCAGUGACUUCAACUUCGUCCUCCACGACGCUCUCGAUUCUUCCGGAGUCCUCACCUCCCACGCCAGAGAUGCUAGGGAGGGAUUCUGCUCGCAGAUUCGGCAAAUGUCGGACAUAGAGAGGCAAACCAGCAUUAGCAUCAACAGGCGCGUUGAUUUGGGGAGAAGUGCUCUUUACAUUGCCGCAGAGGAUGACUCCCUUGUCUCGCAUUCGUCGGUUCCGCUUCCCGUUGAUGCUUUCCUCAGUAGAUUUGAUGAUCUUUCGAUGGAUUACUCUUCUCAUUAUAACUCUUCCUACAAGUCGUCGCCCGAGAGGUUGUUGGAGAGCUUGGAGAAUUAUUUAUACACGCACAAGGGAUUUCGAAGAACCAACGCGAGGCAUCUCUUUGAAACACGAGCUCUUUAUCUCCAUUCAGUUUUGACACAUCGUUCAGGAUCAACUGCUUUGCUAUCACUAAUAUACUCAGAAAUUCUCAAAAUGCUUCGAUUAUGGGGCCUUUUGGAUUUUGAUGUGGAGAUAUUUUUUCCUCACGAUCGUCAUAGUCUUCCCAGAGCCUAUCCUAAAAAGAAAAGCAAGGAAUCUGAUUAUGCGCACAUAAUGACGUCACAAGCCCUUUUGGUUGAGAUUCUAAGAAAUUUGAAGGAAGCUUUCUGGCCAUUUCAGCAUGACCAGUCAGGAAAUUUGUUCUUAAGGGCAGCACGAGCUGCUAACUUCAUUGAUGCAUCAAAUGAGGGUGACAGUGGCUUUCAGCUUGCAUCUGCUAAGGCUGCUCAACAUAGGCUAGAUCGUGGUGUUUGGACUAGUGUAAAUUUUGGGGAUAUGAGGCGUGCAUUAUCCGCUUGUGAACGUCUUAUUCUCCUCGAAGCUGAUUCGAAGGAAUUGAGAGAUUAUAGCAUUCUUCUCUACCAUUGUGGAUUUUAUGAGCAAUCACUUGAAUUUUUAAAGUUGUAUCAGGACACAAAGACUCGUCCACAACUAAGACGAUCAUCUAAUUCGUCAACCGACCUAGAGGAAGAUGCUGUAGAGAAGUUAAUGAUACGUCUUAAACUAAUCUUGAUGGAGGAUGGUUGGAGCAGGCCUACAUAUGUAAGAAACUUUCUCGGUAAUAGUUCUGAUCCAUGGUAGUGUUGGAUGUAAAUCAUUGCAGAUAGGUACAAUUUCUAAUCUAUGUGGUACAUCUAAACUUGAAAAGAGACUAUUGCACUGCAACUCGGACAAGUUCUGUCGGUCUUCCAAUGACAAGCUGCCCUGAGCCCGUGGUAUUUGAAAUCGUCUCAGAUUGUUCAUUUGGUCAAAUGAAACGAGUGAAUUUUAAUAUAAUAGAGUCCACGCAUCAUCCCUGAAGUUGGAAACCACAUAUUGGGUGGUUGGAAGUAUCGAUCAACAGAAUAUACAGUGUUGUUGGAGUUCAAAAGGUUUGUCUUUUAUAUAAAUUUAGUAUUGGUAAGUAUCAAACACCAUCAUAGUUCAUAUACACAUGCAAUUCGUUGUAUAUAAGUUGCUACUGUAUUUCUGAUUUGAACAGUGAGAAGCUAUCAUUUUUCUGUUAUUAUUAAUGUUAACUUUUCACAUUAAC
Argentina anserina (silverweed cinquefoil) is the source of this 1725-nucleotide messenger RNA. RefSeq lists its product as uncharacterized. NCBI's taxonomy places the organism in Eukaryota, Viridiplantae, Streptophyta, Magnoliopsida, Rosales, Rosaceae. The record is from RefSeq and is a predicted model, not a curated record. The coding region runs from base 24 to 1274 and encodes 416 amino acids. The transcript is spliced from 8 exons.